ACAAAUAAGAUAUAUUUCCUAUUUGCUGACAACGCGUCAUCGCGUAUUGGUAAUGUAAAUAUAGGCUAAAAUCCUAUCAGUGAUUCGCCCUAGAUGGAUUAAAUGGAUAAAGAUGAUCCCGUUACUACUACGGCUUUUCAAUAGUAUUAUUAUAACCCUGAUUAAUCUUACUAUCACGCUAUACACCAUUAACAGAUUUUUCCAUACGAUGCGAGCGCAUUACAAGAUGAUGGCAGAAGUGGCAGAGUUCAAUGACAUUGUACGCCAAUCUCGUUCGAGCCUUGAAUACAUAAGCUCCAAUGUGUCAGAAGCGAUGAAGGAGAUUGAGGACGAUAUCGGCAAGGAACUCGAGAUCACUCGCAACCUUACGAAAUUGAACUCCAAGAUGUCCCUGAUGCUCGGUAGAUUCAAUACCCUGGAGGAAGAAGUAAUAGAGCUGGUGCGCAUGGAUUGUAAUAUGGAAAGCGUGAAAAUCGAGACUCCUAUCGACAUCAACGAAGAGGUGCAGAAAGUCCUGGCCUCUAAAAAAACUCUUGAACCUCCUACGACACCGAAGAAACUACGAAUUUCUACAACCACCUUUCUAGGCACUAGAGAGGCACUACAGCAAAAUCCUAUCUCGAAAUUCUCAGCACCUCAGACGUCGGUUCAACUGAUUGCAGCCAAUGAUAAUUCAACUGGAUCAAAUGUCAUACCUAAUUAAUCAGCUCCUCAAGACAUAGUAGACCCUUGGGACGUUAUAUGAAAUUCUGAAUAAAGGAUGUCUCUUUAAUUAGGCUGUCAUCCUAUGGGAAUUAUAGUGAGACAAGAUAUACGUCUGGGCUAUGGGGAAAUACAAGACAAAGUCAGGCAUUCUCGUAUUCAGUACUGUCACGAUGGUGCUACAGCAUAAUACAGGUAUCGCAUUACCAGGUAAACAAGUCAGAAACUAAUUGGAAUGUUAAGGGUGAAUGAAUAGCGUUAGAAGUAUCAUAGAUAGUUCUAAUCAGUAUCCGGUAUCUCUUAUUUCCGAGAAUCAAUCCUGUGCAGCAAAUAUUGCGGUAGGUUGGUCUACCCGGUAUAGUUCAGAGUCGCUAUUAAAAAAAGCCUCUACGGAGAGAAACGUUAACUCGUGUGCACGUAUUCUCAACGUCCACCAUAGGAACGGCUGAAUCGCGUGGUAAAUAAUUAUCGGAAGACACAUCAAAGCACCAUUAUCGACAAUUACGGUAGCUGCCGGACGCGCAUGCGUCUUUUAUGAAAUUUCUCUGAAAACAGAUAUAUAGACACAUCUGCUGCACUUCAUAUACCGUGCACGACUAC
Molecule: messenger RNA, 1302 nt
Organism: Cephus cinctus (wheat stem sawfly)
Lineage: Eukaryota; Metazoa; Arthropoda; Insecta; Hymenoptera; Cephidae
Exons: 5
Coding region: 113-703 (196 amino acids)
Source: RefSeq, a predicted model, not a curated record